Messenger RNA from Dendronephthya gigantea, 12645 nucleotides. Its product is annotated as mucin-2-like. The transcript has 67 exons. Lineage: Eukaryota; Metazoa; Cnidaria; Anthozoa; Malacalcyonacea; Nephtheidae. Gene Ontology annotation, molecular function: protein binding; peptidase inhibitor activity. Gene Ontology annotation, cellular component: extracellular matrix; extracellular region. The record is from RefSeq and is a predicted model, not a curated record. The coding region runs from base 129 to 12419 and encodes 4096 amino acids.
CUGGUGGCGCAAAGUUGUUCGAGAUUUGACCUUCAUUUCUAAAUCGAAAGGUCGGCAGGAUAAAAAAGUACUGGGAAAUCAACAACAAGGUUCCUAGAUUACUGUGCAGUGCCAUUGGCACCUCAAUCAUGUUGGUUAUGGAGAGAACGUGUCUUUUAUUUUCAGUCUUAUUAUUUUUCGAUUUUACCAUCAGCAUAGGAAAAACUAUUGAUCUCGAUGAAGAAGAAGCGUUGUUGAACGAACUGGACAAACUAUCGGAAACCCGUUCUCAGGAUCCGAAAAGGAAACCAAAUUUUUGCGAAUUCACCGAGCCUUACACAGCCGAAGUAGAGGAAGUUUUCAACAAAACAGAAACAAAAGCUUUUACAAUUCCUUGUUCUGAUUUGAAUGGAGGUCCAGAAACUAGGACGAAGCGAGAUAUGUGCGAGGUGUUCAGAAAAGUCAUCGUGCCGACAAAACACAUGGUAUCAAAGACUCUAUUUCGGACGGUUGAACGGUGUUGCGAUGGUUGGGCAGGAGACGAUUGUAUGACACCUGUUGAUGAUCCAGGAGAAGGGAACAACUUCAAAAGACAAAACCUAAGAAGCAAUCCCGGAUCGUGCCCACAUUAUUCAAGCCCAGGACGUUUCGCAAUUCGUUGUAAAGAUCAGUGCCAAAAUGAUUCAGAUUGUAAAAGAGGUGAAAAGUGUUGCCCUUCAACGUGCUUCGGAAAGAAAUGCCUUAAACCAGUUUAUAAUACAAAGUGUUAUUGUCUUAAUGGAGGAACAUGUGAUGCGAACAACCGCUGUGUUUGCCCCAUUGGAUUUACUGGAACAAGCUGCGUAACACGUAUAAGAUUAAAUGAUAAAGAGAGUUGUGUUAAAGAGAACAUCGUGGUUAAGUAUGGGACCGUAUCAUCCGACACCGUCACACUCAAUGUCUCCCAGGCAAGACUCAUUAUGCAACAACUUGUUGAUAUUGGAGAAAAUGAACUAAAAAGUAAAUGCAAAGGUAAAGCAACUCUCAGACUUGGAACUGUGCAAGUCUCAGUAUCAUCUGGCUACAAGAUCGAGGCAUCGCUGGAAUAUUUGGUGGACGUUGGAUACCGUAAAUGGGAUUUUGCCACCUGUGUUGCACAAGCAAAUGUACUUCAAUCUGUAGUUGAUCACCCUGAAAAGGCUCCAAAAAUCGAAGGACCGUAUUCAUCGUAUGGAGCAACAGAGGUUACUAAAGAUUCUGCUGGCCUGAAUAUUUCGUCGACUUGCUGUGCUCCAGGCUCAGUUGCUGCUAGAAAUGGAAGAUGCCAACCAUGUGCGGCUCAGUCCUAUCACGAUAGAAAUCAAGACCGUUGUAUAAAGUGUCCAGAUAGUGAAUACCAACCAAACAGAGGCAGUACCAGAUGUUUAACGUGUCCAGAUGGUCAAGCGCCAAGAAGCGACAGGACAAGAUGCGAAGUUGCCUGCAUCCCGGCAUGUCAAAACAAUGGAAUUUGUCAGAAUAACAUUUGCUUCUGUCAGUCUGGUUUAUAUGAAGGAAGUUAUUGUGAAAAACCAAUCUGUAGGCAGGGUUGUCUACAUGGAACAUGCAUCAAACCUGGACAAUGCGCGUGUGAUAAAGGAUGGGAAGGAACUAAAUGCCACAAAGCAAUCUGCAGUAAAGCUUGUAAGAAUACCGGUACAUGUGUUGCUCCAGAUACAUGCUCUUGUCCACCAUACUACACAGGUCCUCAAUGUGAUACAGAUUUUUGUCGCGUUCCGUGUGAAAAUGGUGGAACAUGUCGUGCAGGAAAUUGCCUUUGUGCAAGUGGGUGGACUGGUCCAAUCUGCGAGAAAGCGGUGUGCACGGGUGGUUGCGGGCAUGGAAGAUGUGUUUUACCCGAUAAAUGCAGUUGCCCUCCAGGAACGGGAGGACGGAAUUGCGAACUUUCAAUCAUCACAACAACAGCGGCACCAACAUUCGGAGUUUCGCCAGUCCAUCACGAUCCAAAUCUGUGCUUUACGUUUGGUCAAACUCACUACAAGACAUUUGAUGGCAAAUAUUUUUACUAUCCUGGGAAGUGCACAUAUAACUUGCUUCAAGCUUGUGAUGGCGGAGACAGUAUCCAAGUAGCAAAUGAUCCGAAAUGCAGCGAUCUUGCGGAUUGUGCCCGCUCAGUGCGCCUUUACAUGGGGGAACUAGUUAUCAAGCUUGAAUCAGACCGUGUAACAAUCGAUGGCAAAGAAGUUUCACCGCCGUAUUUCAAGAAUAGUAUCGUGAUACAAAGGGUUGCAGGUUACAUUUUACUCUAUGGAUACAAAGAUAUAAGCAUUAGAUGGGAUGGCCAUAGUGGAGUUUAUAUACGUGUGCCUGAGGCGUUUAGGAAUACCACGUGUGGUCUGUGUGGAAACUUUAACGGCAUCCCAGAUGAUGACAUGAAAACCCCAGAUGGAAAGAUCACAACUUCAGUCGCAAGAUUUGGUAACAGCUGGAGCAGGCCGGGUGUAAAUGAGAAAUGUCGAAAUAUACCAGAGAACGAAGUCCGUUUUCCCUGUAGCAAAAAGAGUGAAAUCGAACUGAAUAAGGUUCGAGGAAUGUGUGGAGUCUUGAACGACUUUCCCUUCAGCCUCUGUCAUGGAAGCCUGAAUCCUCAACGUUUUAUAGAGAUGUGUGAGGAGGAUGUUUGCGCUUGCAAUAUAACGUCAGACCCAAACUGUAUAUGCGAUUCAUUGACACAAUACGAGAGAGCAUGCGCUAAAGAAGGAGUGCCGAUUGUAUGGAGGAAGAAAGAUCUUUGCCCUGUGCAAUGUAAAAAUGGUAUGCUGUAUACACCAUGUGGAUCAGCCUGUCCACAAACAUGCGCCGGUUUCGGUAAGUCGAGAUUCCAUUGUAAAGAGCAAUGCGUGGAUGGAUGUCAUUGUCCUACGGGAACAGUUCUGCAGAAUGGACGUUGUUACAAGUUAGAAGAAUGUCCAUGUGAACACAAUAAAAUUUGGCAUAAACCACUCGCACGAAUACCGGUUGACUGUAAUGAUUGUUAUUGUACUGAAGGUCGUUGGAAAUGCACUAAUAGAAUGUGUCCGGGAAUAUGUUCAGCAACAGGCGACCCGCAUUACCGAACUUUUGAUGGCAAGUAUUUCUCAUUCAUGGGUCAAUGUAAAUAUGUCCUUGCCCAAGACGCCGUGGCAGACACUUUCCUUGUGGUUGUCGAUAACUUUCCUUGUGGAGCAGAUAAUACUCAAGCGUGUACAAAGACAGUGACUGUACAUUUCAACAUCACCAAAGUGUACUUAAAAAGAGGCAGUCAAGUAGAAAUCAAUGGACAGGACCUGAUUAUGUUUCCAUACAAACAAAACGGUAUUACCGUGGACAGAUCAUCAUUUAUGACCCGAGUGACAUCCGAUAUUGGUGUCGAAAUAACGUGGGAUGGUAUCAGCACCGUGUAUGUCAUAGUUCAAAGUCACUGGAGUGGCAAAACUAGGGGUCUUUGCGGAAACUUUAACAAAAAUCAAGACGAUGACUUCACAACCAUUGAAAAUAACAUUGAAACUGACGUUGCGCUGUUUGGUGAAUCUUGGAAGAUGGACCCAAGUUGUAAAUCAGUUGUCAGAGAUCAUACCCACCCAUGCAAGGCUCACGUGCAAAGAAGGGACGAAGCUGAAAGAAUGUGCAACAUUUUGAAGAAAGCUCCGUUCACCAAAUGCCAUCAUGUGGUUAACAUUGAUGAAGGAUACUUCCAAAGCUGUAAAUAUGAUGUGUGCGGAUGUCAGGAUGGCACCAAGUGUCUAUGUUCUGCAAUUGCGUCGUAUACACAUGCUUGUGCAAGACAUGGCGUGGAAAUUGACUGGAGAAAUCCUUCCAUUUCGCCUGAAUGCAGUAUUCAUUGUGGUAUUGCUGACCAAAGGUAUCGUGAAUGUGGCUCAUCCUGUAAGAAGAGUUGCCGGGAUCUCUCGAUGAAUACAGACUGCAAAGAAGAAUGCACAGCUGGAUGUUUCUGCCCCAACGGCACCCUCUUAAAUGAUGAUGAUUUAUGUAUUCCAAUAUCUAAAUGUUCUUGCCACCAUGGGGGGAAAGAAUACGAACCAAAUUCUGUUAUAACGAAAAACCGCUGUACUUCAUGCAAAUGCGUUAACGGUGUUUUCGAAUGCGAUAACAGUACAUGUUCAGGUAACGAAUUUCUAGAAACAGUAUGUCCCAAAGGCCAAGCCUGGGUUCCAUGUGGAAAGGAAUGUGCAAAAACCUGCAAAAAUCUUCAUCUACCUUGCUCAAAAACACUUUGCGAAGAAGGAUGCGUAUGUCCUCAAGGCCAAGUCCUUCACAAUGGAGAUUGUGUGAAUCCUGAACAAUGUCCUUGUCAUCGCGGUGGACGAAGUUAUAAAAAUGGCGAAACUUAUCAGCAGGACUGCAAUACAUGCACUUGCACUGGCAAAAGUUGGAAUUGUACACACAAACAGUGUCCAAAAAGCUGUUCCGUCUAUGGGGACUCCCAUUAUACCACGUUCGACAACAAGCGGUAUCAAUUCCACGGUGCAUGCGAUUAUACAUUAGUUCAAGACGAAUGUGGUGGUGAACUAGGCUCUUUUCGUGUGCAGGCAGAGAAUGUUCCUUGCGGUAGCACUGGAAUAACAUGUACCAAGUCGAUAACUAUCACUUUGAACGAUACGCAGAUAAAACUUGUGAGGGGAAGUGAGCCAAAGGCUAGUUCUCUUCCCGGCUCAUCACAGUCGAUACAAAAAGCAAACUACAAGCUGGAGAAGAGCGGACUGUUUCUUAUUCUUCGUACGGAGAUAGGAAUGACAAUCGUAUGGGACUUUGGAACGAGAAUAUACAUCACUUUAGAAACGAGUUUUAGAGGAAAAACGUGUGGUCUUUGUGGCAAUUAUAACGAUGAUCAAAACGACGACUUCACCAGUCCUUCAGGAUCAGUCGAGGUCUCUCCCAGUGAUUUUGGCGACACUUGGAGGAUUACACCUUUCUGUCCCGAAGCCCAAACGCCAAAGCACCCUUGUAGAGUGCAUCCAGAACGAGCUGCCUGGUCACAGAAAACGUGCGGUAUCAUCAAGAGAGGUGUCUUUAAACCGUGUCAUGACGUGGUUGAUCCGGAAAAAUACUACCAAGCUUGUUAUUAUGAUGCUUGCGGUUGCGAUACAGGUGGUGAUUGUGAAUGUAUGUGUACAGCAAUUGCAGCUUACGCAAGAGAGUGUAAUCGACAUGGUGUUCAUAUCAAAUGGAGGUCACAAGAACUUUGUGCUGUCCAAUGUGAGGGAGGAAUGACGUACAAGUCAUGUGGUCCAGCAUGCGCCAACACCUGCUCAAGCCCCUGUGAAAAAAAUGCAGUUUGCCCCGUGGCCUGCGUCGAAGGUUGCCACUGCCCCGAAGGGACAGUCGAGCACAAUGGAAAAUGCAUAAAGCAAGAAGAUUGUCCCUGUGUUUUACAUGGAAAAGUGUACAACGCAACUGCAUUUGUUAUCAGCAAUUGUCAGAGAUGCGUCUGCAAAAAUGGUUGUCUAAACUGUCGAGGUCCAACAUGUACAACAACAGUUACUUCCACAACCCCAGCGAGCACAACAUCAAGUACAACCGAAUCAACAACCACAGGGAGUACAACACCAAGUACAACAUCGAGUACAACACCAAGUACAAAUGGAUCAACAACCACUGUUAGUACAACAGCAAGUACAACGCCAAGUACAACGGAAUCAACAACCACGGGCAGUACAACAUCAAGAACAACACCAAGUACAAAUAGAUCAACAACCACUGCUAGUACAACAGCAAGUACAAAACCAACGGAAUCAACAACCACUGUUAGUACAACAGCAAGUACAAAACCAACGGAAUCAACAACCACGGGCAGUACAACAUCAAGAACAACACCAAGUACAAAUGGAUCAACAACCACUGCUAGUACAACAGCAAGUACAAAACCAACGGAAUCAACAACCACGGGCAGUACAACAUCAAGAACAACACCAAGUACAAAUGGAUCAACAACCACUGUUAGUACAACAGCAAGUACAACACCAAGUACAAAUGGAUCAACAACCACUGCUAGUACAACAGCAAGUACAAAACCAACGGAAUCAACAACCACGGGCAGUACAACAUCAAGAACAACACCAAGUACAAAUGGAUCAACAACCACUGUUAGUACAACAGCAAGUACAACACCAAGUACAAAUGGAUCAACAACCACUGUUAGUACAACAGCAAGUACAAAACCAACGGAAUCAACAACCACGGGCAGUACAACAUCAAGAACAACACCAAGUACAAAUGGAUCAACAACCACUGUUAGUACAACAGCAAGCACAACACCAAGUACAAAUGGAUCAACAACCACUGCUAGUACAACAGCAAGUACAAAACCAACGGAAUCAACAACCACGGGCAGUACAACAUCAAGAACAACACCAAGUACAAAUGGAUCAACAACCACUGUUAGUACAACAGCAAGCACAAAACCAACGGAAUCAACAACCACGGGCAGUACAACAUCAAGAACAACACCAAGUACAAAUAGAUCAACAACCACUGCUAGUACAACAGCAAGUACAACACCAAGUACAAAUGGAUCAACAACCACUGUUAGUACAACAGCAAGUACAACAGCAAGUACAAAUGGAUCAACAACCACAGGUAGUACAACAGCUAGCACAACAUCGAGUACAACCGAAUCAACAACUACAACUGGAUCAACAACUACAGUUAGCACAACACCAAGUACGAAUCGAUCAACCACCACUGUCAGCACUACAGCGAGCACAAAUAUCUCAACCCUAUGCUCAAGCAAGUGCUUUGGUAACUUCCAAUGCCUUAACUGCAAAUGUAUUGCGAAGGAUUGGGUUUGUGACGGUAAUGAAGAUUGUGAUGAUGGUUCAGAUGAGGCCAAUUGUCUUACAACAACAUCAACAACUACAACUCAAACAACGCCGCCGACCCCGACCCCGACACCUGCUUGUCCAAAUAACUUGGUGUACACGAGUUGUUCCCCGAAGUGUAUUCGAAAAUGCCAAUACAUGGCGGACACUUGCCAGUCUUUCACUUUCAAAAACACUAGCAACGGCAACCUGUGUGAACCAGGAUGUGAUUGUCCCAGUAAUACAGUAUUUAACGGCAGUCAUUGCAUUCGCCGUGUGGAAUGUCCAUGCAUACACGACGGUUAUUACCACGAACCACUCAAAGUCUGGACGAUAGGCUGCAAGAUAUGCUCAUGCUGGGACAACAAUGUCACUUGUAGCCCAAAACCUUGCCCGACACUCGGAAAUUGUUUCCCGCCAUUAUUUACAAUAGUGACUGAAAAUUGUUGCCCCAAGUGUUUGCCGUACGAACGUCCCACAACACCAACGUCCAAAUGUCCGGAAAAUGAAUAUGUGUGUUCAGACGGCAGAUGCAUUUUGAAAAGUUGGGUAUGCGACAAAGUGAAAGAUUGUCCUAGUGGUGAAGACGAAGCGAACUGUACAAAUGUGACUCCUAUUUGUCAAGAUGCACUUGGCGUUGAGGCUAAAGGUGCGAUAUCUGACAAGAACUUCUCAUCCUCAUCGGUACACUCAAAUAAUCCGUACUGGAGAGCCAGUGAGGGUCGUCUUAAUGAAACGCAUCACGAAUUUGGUGCUGGUGUAUGGUGUGCUGCUGAUCAUGAUAAAACACCGUGGCUGAGUGUGCGACUACUGGAAAGUGCGCUAAUCACACGGGUUGCUACUCAAGGAUCGCCCUUAAUCUACGCACAGCGGACGAAAUCAUACAAGCUAAGCUACAGUAUUGAUGGGAAAAAAUGGAUUGUUUAUCAAGAAAACGGGACAGAACAUAAUUUCACUGGAAACGUCCUAGCCCGUACAACGAUCUAUAACAGGUUACGUCAUCCAUUUGUGGCUCGUUAUGUGAAGAUCUUACUAGAUACUUGGGGGUCUCAUCCUUGUUUACGACUAGGGUUGUUUGGAUGUCCGCAAGCAGUGACUACAACUGCUCCCAAAACUACACCUAAAAUCACGUCUACAACUUCGAAAUGCGAAGGCUUCCAAUGUGAUAAUGGCGCUUGCAUCAAUAAGAAGUACGUGUGUGAUAAGUAUAAUGACUGUGGUGACAAUUCCGAUGAAAGACAAAACUGUCCGAUUUGCCGUCCUAAUCAGUUCCAAUGUAAGAACGGCAAGUGCACAAACUUCAAUAAUGUCUGCGAUAGUGUGGAUGAUUGUGGGGAUAAUUCUGAUGAAUACCAGAACUGCACGUGUCGUGAACGUACUUGCAACAAUGGGACAUGUUAUCUCUACAAGCAAAUGUGUGAUGGGGUGAGAGAUUGUCAGGCUGGGGAGGACGAAUAUAAUUGUCCUUCAUCUACACCAACAUCAGAAACGAGAUGUCACAAGGGCAAUAUUGCAUGCCCUAAUAGUAACCCACCGAUAUGCAUUCCAAAAAGCUAUUUUUGUGACAACUACAAAGAUUGUCCAGAUAAUUCAGACGAAAAAAAUUGCUGCAAAUCUGGAGAUUUCAUUUGCCUGGGGGGAAACCAAAAAAAGUGCAUACCGAUCUCAUGGCUUUGCGAUGAUAUUCAAGAUUGCGAUGAUGGAGCAGAUGAACAGAACUGCUUCAAUAUACCUCAUAAGAAUAUAACCACUACCUCCAGUACCACUCCAACAACUCAAGGUAAUAUCACAGAAAAGAAUAUAACCACUACCUCCAGUACCACUCCAACAACCCAAGGUAUUACCACAGAAAAGAAUAUAACCACUACCUCCAGUACCACUCCAACAACCCAAGGUAUUAUCACAGAAACAAAUAUAACCACUACCUCCAGUACCACUCCAACAACUCAAGGUAUUAUCACAGAAACAAAUAUAACCACUACCUCCAGUACCACUCCAACAACCCAAGGUAUUAUCACAGAAAAGAAUGUAACCACUACCUCCAGUACCACUCCAACAACUCAAGGUAUUAUCACAAAAAAGAAUAUAACCACUACCUCCAGUACCACUCCAACAACCCAAGGUAUUAUCACAGAAAGGAAUAUAACCACUACCUCCAGUACCACUCCAACAACUCAAGGUAUUAUCACAGAAACAAAUAUAACCACUGCCUCUAGUACCACUCCAACAACCCAAGGUAUUAUCACAGAAAAGAAUAUAACCACUACCUCCAGUACCACUCCAACAACUCAAGGUAAUAUCACAGAAAAGAAUAUAACCACUACCUCCAGUACCACUCCAACAACCCAAGGUAUUAUCACAGAAAAGAAUAUAACCACUACCUCCAGUACCACUCCAACAACUCAAGGUAUUAUCACAGAAACUAAUAUAACCACUGCCUCUAGUACCACUCCAACAACCCAAGGUAUUAUCACAGAAAAGAAUAUAACCACUACCUCCAGUACCACUCCAACAACCCAAGGUAUUAUCACAGAAAAGAAUAUAACCACUACCUCCAUUACUACUACUGGAAUACAAACAACCCCAACAACGCAAAGUAUUAUCACAGAAAAGAAUAUAACCACCACCUCCAGUAACGCUACUUUCAAUCAAACCACCCCAACAACUCAAAGUACAACCACAGAAGGAGGUUUUCGUACUGGCACAGGAAAACCAGUAACAACUAAAAAUUCUGCCGUUGGACUUAAAACCACCCCGAAUGUUACUACAACUAGUAUUACCUCCCUUCCUACAACUGCCCCUGUGUGUGUUCACAAUGGAACAACUUACCAGAUAUAUGAAACAUUCAAAGAAGGUUUAUGCAAAGUUUGCAGAUGCGAAAUGAAUACUCAAAUCAAUUGUACCACGAGUUGCAACAUAGACACAUGCCCAAAGGAUGAAGAGCUGAUUGACGAUAACCCAGAUUCAUGUUGCUAUUGUCAACCUAAAUGUCGAGCAGGAAUGAAGUACAAAAAUUGCUCGUGCACAAAAACGUGCGAGAACACUGAAUGUAUAGAAAAAACGUGUGUUCCCGGAUGUGAAUGUCCUGAAGGAACGUACGACAAUGGCAAAAGUUGUGUAACUCUUAGUCAAUGCUACUGUGUUGUAAAUGGGACAAUUAGACAGCCGCACGAGAUGUGGAAUGAAGGUGAAUGUUUAUCGUGUAAAUGUCAAAAUGGAAAGAAAAAAUGCGGGCAUCUUUGCAAAAUUGAUGGUUGCGGAGAGGGUUAUGUACUACAAAAUCGUCCGGGCGAAUGUUGUAAAUGCGUAGCAGUCACCACUACCACGCCCUUCACACCAAACUGGACAACGAGACCCUGGGAACCACAGUUCUGUGUUCACAAUGGCAAGAAAUACAAAAUAGAAGAAGAAUGGAAGGUUUCUCCUUGCAGGACAUGUGUGUGUGACGCUAAUUUGCAAGUUAUAUGUGACACUUUCACCUGCCAGAAAUGUGCACCGGGAUACACCGAACGCCCGGCAGAUCCUGGCAAAUGUUGUGGAAAAUGUGAACCAUCCGAGUGCAAAACUAAGAAUGGAACAUAUAAGCUCCACGAAGUAUGGUACCCAGACGUAUGCACCAAUUGUUCCUGUAGUGAAAAUGCUACAGUGAAUUGUUUAAAGGCUACGUGUUCGGACUGUCCUGCUGGCCGCGAAGCGGUAAAUGUUACUGGUCGUUGUUGCCCUCGAUGUGUUUCAAUCACUACUCCAACUUUAACCAUCACAACACCAACCACACAAGUGCAAUAUUGUACAUAUAAAGGUCGUCAUUAUGAGGUCGGGUACGUAUGGCGUGAGAAUACUUGUACUAAUUGUACUUGUAACCAUGACUAUACCGUCGAGUGUGACACAAAUAAAUGUCUUACUUGCCGUGAGGGGUAUGUUGCAAUUAACGUAUCUGGGCAAUGCUGUGCUUCAUGUGAACCUAAACAUACAACUACAACACCUUCAUCAACAACUCUUACUACAAUAUCCACGACACCAUCCAUUACAACGCCCACAACAAGACAUUGUGAAAGAAAUGGGACGUAUUACAAGCUCGGACAAAAGUGGAAUGUAACUGCUUGCAAACAGUGUGAAUGUGUAGGAAACUAUGAUGUUAUCUGUCAUGUAACAAGGUCGUGCCCAGUUUGUGCCGAGGGUUUGAAGAGCAUUCCUGUUCCAGGUCAAUGCUGUGACAUUUGUGUUCUACCUACCACUACUGCAUCAUCCACAACAAUAUCCACAACAACAACUGUGACAUUAACAAACUGUUCGCUGAAUGGAGUGUAUCACGAGGUUGGCAAAAUAUGGAAAGAAAGCAACUGCAAGACAUGUACAUGUCAGAGUGAUUAUACAGUUAAUUGUAUAGUGGAAACAUGUGGAAAUUGUCCAAGCGGCUCAAAUGAGAUUUAUUACCCUGGAAAAUGUUGUCCGAAAUGCGUUACGACUCCAACACCAUCUUCCACCACCAUUCCUUCGCCCACGCAAUCUACGGUGAAACCAACCGGUAAUCGAACCACCACCACAACACCUACCACGCCCACCUACUGUAGAAUGGAUGGAAAAAAUUACAGGUUGGGCGAGAAAUGGAAUAAAUCACGUUGCGAGUCCUGUAAAUGUGAAGCUGGUUAUGUUCUUUGCGAUACCACAACUUGUCCAAGCUGUUCUCCGGGUUACACUAACGUAUCACGACCCGGACAGUGCUGUGAUAAAUGUGUUCCACACACCACAACACCACCGAAGUAUUGUACAUUGAAUGGUACACGUAUUGAGGUUGGGAAGACGUGGAAUUUAUCAAAAUGUGAAAAGUGCUUUUGCCAUACUGAUCUUUCCGUCAGUUGCCAAGAAACGGAUUGCUCUGGAUGCCAAAAGGGCUACACAGCCGUUGCUGUUGAAGGAAAAUGUUGUAAGAAAUGUGAAAAAAUUUCAACUACACCUUCGAGUACUCCUUCAACAACAAGCACUACAACACUACCACCGGAAUACUGUAUGGUUAAUGGAUCGCGAUACGAGAUUGGUGAAAAAUGGAAUAAAAGCGUUUGUGAAGUGUGUGAAUGUCGCAGUAAAACGUUAGAAAAGUGUCGCAUUCACACAUGUUCUCCGUGUUCUUUGGGCUACCACCCGGUAAAGCAACCUGGAAAGUGUUGUCCUCUCUGUGUUUCGACCACGCCCUCAGCUCCUGUAAUAUCGACAACAACUCCAGGCUCAACCACCGUGACUAUCCCAACGCAAUAUUCCACCACCCCGACACCGAAACUUUGCGACGUGGUGGCGAAGAAUGUGACUGUCACAAAUAGCCAUGGCUGUAGCGGUGUUUUUGAAAGAACUCAGUGCGUCGGUGGUUGUCAAUCCAGUACAGACAUCGACCUUUUCACAUUCCCAUUUAUACACAGGGACUGUUCAUGUUGUCAGCCUACAGCCAUUGAGCGUGCGCAAGCCACGAUCACGUGUGCUGGAAAGCAUUACCAACAACAAUACAUAGUUAUUCGAGCCUGCAAAUGUACUGCUUGCGGUACUUAUCCGUUGGAGAAAAAGGAGCAAGAAUUCUCACAAAUCAUAAGAAAUAGUACGUCCCCAACUGCCUAACUUUUAGAAUUAUACGGACACCAACUGGGCCAUUACUAUAAUAUUAUAUUUUUUAUUCGUCAAGUUAUACGUUUAAGAGUAACAUAUGGAGUGUGAAUAUUUUAUAAUUCUAUCAUAUAUAUUGUAAGAAUAGGUUGGUGUAAGAUGUAAAAUUUUGUAAUGAUCUUUAUACGAGUGUUCAGUCUGUAAUAGCAAAUAUAAUUCAUUUUUGUGCCAUCUUUGCAAU